UAUAUGGGAACACGUGACACGGCUUGUAGGAGCGACGCUUCAUAAGUGCGAAAACACAGAGGCGAUAGAGGCUGGAGAGACUCUGGAGUCAGAAGCAGCAGCAGCAGCAGCAGCAGCAACAGCCUGGAUCCAUCGGAGCAGGAGCGCGCACUCCAAGAGCAGCCAACGCUUCUACAGACGUUUGGGAAGAAAGAAAAAAAAACAAAAAAACUUAUUUGACUCAUAAAAUUAGAAAGACAGACCAAUGAUCAUGACAGUGAUGGUGGUUUCAUUCUAACUCAUGCACACUGGUUGUCUCUCCCUUUAUGUAAGAUCUGUGGAGGAUGCGCUUCUGACUUGGAUUAACGCGCGGUGAUAAAGGGCGAUUCUGCGCCUUUGACAAAAUAUGUAAGGUUGCCCACUGCAGUAUAACCCUCAGACACAGCCAUGAAAUCUGUGCUGGAUGGUGUGGCAGACACCACCUUCCGGACUAUCACAUCUGGUUUACAGUAUCUGGGCUCCAAUGAUGCCAAUUAUGACAAUCCCACCAGUGAUGUAGACUUCAAGGGCAGCUUCUCUCUGCAGAAGCCCUUAUCUGCGUUCCGCAGCAACUCCUUCCCCAACAAAGUACCUGCAGAUGAGGAGCUCAUCCUCAAGGGCAUUCCCUUCUUCCCCACCAAUGCCACAGACUUGUUUGGCAACCGGAGCACGUUCAGAGAUGAGUCUGACACGAUACAAUGCGGGGAGAACUUUAUGGACAUGGAGUGUUUCAUGAUCCUGACUCCCAGCCAGCAGCUGGCUGUGGCUGUCAUGUCUCUGACUCUGGGGACCUUCACGGUGCUGGAGAACCUGGUGGUGCUCUGCGUCAUCCUACAGUCCCGCACCCUCCGCUGCCGGCCGUCCUACCACUUUAUUGGCAGUCUGGCUGUGGCUGACCUGCUGGGCAGUGUCAUCUUUGUCUACAGCUUUCUGGACUUCCAUGUUUUCCACAGGAAAGACAGCCCUAAUGUUUUUCUCUUCAAGCUGGGUGGAGUCACGGCGUCGUUCACAGCGUCUGUGGGGAGUCUUUUCCUCACAGCUAUCGACCGCUACAUCUCCAUACACCGGCCUCUUGCCUACAGGCGCAUUGUGACACGGACCAAGGCUGUCAUAGCCUUUUGUUUGAUGUGGACCAUCUCCAUUGUCAUCGCAGUGUUACCUCUGCUGGGCUGGAACUGUAAGCGUCUCAACUCUGUGUGCUCAAACAUAUUCCCUCUCAUUGAUAAGAACUACCUGAUGUUCUGGAUCGGUGUAACCAGCGUGCUGGUUCUUUUCAUCAUCUACGCCUACAUAUACAUCCUGUGGAAGGCACACCACCAUGCUGUGCGCAUGCUGAGCCGAACCUCCCAGAAGAGCCUCGUCGUUUACUCAGCAGAUGGGACUAAAGUGCAGACCACACGCCCCGAGCAGGCACGCAUGGACAUCCGAUUGGCCAAGACCCUGGUGCUCAUCUUGGUGGUGCUGGUCAUCUGCUGGGGCCCGGUGCUCGCCAUCAUGGUCUACGACCUCUUCUGGAGGAUGGACGAUGACAUCAAGACAGUGUUUGCAUUCUGCAGCAUGCUCUGCCUGCUCAACUCCACCGUCAACCCAAUCAUUUACGCCUUGAGGAGCAAGGACCUGCGGCACGCCUUCCUCAGCUCGUGCCGCGCCUGCACUAGCAGUGCUCAGCAGCUGGACAAUAGCCUGGAGUCAGACUGCCAGAACAGAAAUGCCAACAUUUCUGCCAACAGGGCUGCAGAGAGCUGCGUGAAGACCACUGUGAAAAUAGCCAAAGUAACAAUGUCAGUGUCAACUGAAACGUCUGCAGAGGCUGUCUAAUUGGCCUUCACUGGGGGGAAACUGUGUAACUGUCAUUCAAACACAGUGAUGCAGAAGUUAGAUGUUCCAGAGAAUUAAAGAGAAAUCUCUCCUGUUGAUUUACAUCCUCAUGUAGACACUUUAGUGGUUGCAUUGUUUUACGUUUGUGUGUGUGAGUACAUAGUGUGCCAAAGUGCCAAAUGGUAUGGCAAGUUCAUAGAAAGGACUCAUCGUAAGAAAGGAUCCUGAGUCUGCUGUUUACCAUAAGACUUCAUGAUAUCCAAUUAGUGAAGGCAUAUUAUAUUUUUGUACUGUGAAUUCAGGUUUUGAAAACAAUAUAUCUUCAUUUAUGGGAUAAGGGGCUACUGACAUUUUUAAUUAGAGCUGUUUUUCCUGUGUCAUUAAGACUUUAACAUGUGUCUUGCACCAUAAAUAAUAAUAAAAAAUUAAUCCUUCAGCCUUGACUUUCUGCAGGCUUAAUGUAAAGGUUGCUUUGAGAGAUUUCUAGAGGCAAAUGUGG
Solea solea (common sole) is the source of this 2335-nucleotide messenger RNA. It is a transcript of the gene cnr1, whose product is annotated as cannabinoid receptor 1. The coding region runs from base 427 to 1836 and encodes 469 amino acids. The transcript has 2 exons. Gene Ontology annotation, biological process: G protein-coupled receptor signaling pathway. The record is from RefSeq and is a predicted model, not a curated record. Lineage: Eukaryota; Metazoa; Chordata; Actinopteri; Pleuronectiformes; Soleidae. Gene Ontology annotation, molecular function: cannabinoid receptor activity. Gene Ontology annotation, cellular component: membrane.